UGGGAUGCCGGUGGCCUAUUUCAUCGCAAGAUCAGUUGGAAUCAUAAGUGAGAGAGUUGGACAAAAGCUUUGUCAGUCUUACUGUCAUAGAAAAUCAGAAAAAGAAAAAAGUAAUGGAGUUGGGACGUUUUUGGUGGUGGGUAGUGUUAAUUUUGGUUCAAUUAGGUAUGAAUGGGUGCUUUGGUUGCUGGGAGCAUGAGAGAGCAGCUCUCUUGCAACUCAAAGCUUCCAUAAACUCCACAGCUGAUACAGAUUAUUUUCGAACUUGGAAUUCAUCAACCAACAAAAAGAGUGAUUGCUGUGAUUGGGAUGGAGUCAAGUACAACAACACUACAGGGCAUAUAAUCCAACUUGAUCUUAAUGAUAGGAUCGGUUGGAGUAGGGAAGAUUGGUGUUUAAAUGCCUCUUUGUUUCUUCCCUUUGAAGAGCUUCAGUACCUCGAUUUGGUUGGCAAUCAGAUUAGUAGAUGGGUCCCAAAUGAAGGUUUUGAAAGAUUCUCAGCGUUGCACAAGCUGGAGAUGCUUUACUUGUUUAAUAACAAUUUCAACAACAACAUCCUGUCAUCGCUCAGUGGAAUUUCUUCGCUGAAGAUACUAGAUUUGAGUGAUAAUAAAUUGAAUGGAUCAUUCCACAUCCCAGGUUUUGAAAGAUUCUCAGCGUUGCACAAGCUGGAGAUGCUUUACUUGGCUAAUAAUCAUUUCAACAACAACAUCCUGUCAUCUUUCAGUGGAAUUUCUUCGCUGAAGAUACUAGAUUUGGGUGGAAAUAAAUUGAAUGGAUCAUUCCACAUUCCAGCAUUUAGCAACUUGGAGGAGCUCUACUUGGAUGACAAUGAGAUCGAUGACUUCGUGACAACAACAACAAAAGGUUCAAACAACUUACCUAAGCUGCAAGUCCUAGAGUUGGGUUGGAACAAAGUUAAUGCACGAAUUUUCAAGUCAUUGACCACCUUCACAUCAUUGAAGAUCUUAAGAAUGGGAGGAAACAAUUUGGAAGGAUCGUUUACAACUGAAGAGUUGAGCAAACUAAACAACCUUGAGCAGUUGAUGUUGGAUGGAUCGUCAUUUGAUAAAAGUCUUCUUCAUAAAAUUGGAGUUAUGACUUCUCUUAAUGUAUUGACAAUGUCAUACUGUGGACUGAAUGGCACCUUACCUGACCAAGGCUGGUGUGAACUUAAGAAGCUCCAAGAGAUAGACCUCAGCAACAAUAAUUUUGAAGGGAGACUACCUUCAUGUAUGGCAAACUUGACAUCACUCCGGGUAUUGGAUCUCUCUAACAAUCACUUCAAUGGGAACAGUGUCCAGUCUCCACUAUCAAGUUUGACAUCACUUGAGUACCUUUCUUUCUCAUAUAACAACUUCUCGAUCCCAUCCACAUUGUCCUUCCUUUCCAACCUCUCAAAUCUUAAGAUCCUAUUAAGUGAUAACAAUAUAUUAGCUUUGGAACCUGACUCCCUUACUUGGAUUCCAACCUUCCAAUUAAAGGUUUUCAUUUUGUCAAGUUGCUCAAUUAACAUUCACAAUAGGACACCUCCCAGAUUUCUCCAUUACCAAUAUGAUUUGCGAGUAAUUAAUCUCUCUCACAACAAGUUUGCUGGGCAGUUUCCUAACUGGUUGUUAGAGAACAAUACAAGAUUGGAGACCUUUUCUGUAAAUAAUAACUCUUUCACGGGGUCUUUUAUGGUGCCAUAUGAUAUCCGUCCCAACAUUUUGAGCAUAGAUAUUUCUGAUAAUCACUUACAUGGUCCAAUUCCCACAAACCUCGGUUUAAUUUUUCCAAAUUUAGAAUCUUUAAAAAUGUCUAGAAAUGAAUUUGAAGGCAGUAUUCCUUCUUCUUUUGGGAAUAUGGCUUUCUUAAAGAAUCUAGACUUGUCUGAGAAUCAUUUCUCAGGAACCAUACCAAUGCAUUUCAUAAUGGGUUGCUACAAUUUAGAAUUACUCCUAUUAUCAAACAAUAGCUUCAGUGGCCAAAUAUUUCCUGCCAAUUCUAAUUGGACUAAUCUAGCAAGUUUACAUUUGGACAACAAUCACUUCUCAGGCACGCUUCCAACAUGGAUGGGGAACAUGACAUAUUUAGACGAUAUUGUUAUGGCCAAAAAUCAUUUUGAAGGUCCUAUUCCAAUUGAGUUAUGCAAACUCGUUUAUCUUAGAUUUCUUGACCUUUCUGACAACAAUCUUUUUGGCUCUGUUCCAUCUUGCUUCAAUUCCUCAAGUAUCCGUUUUUUUCAAUUAAAUAAAAAUUGCUUGAGCGGUCCAAUUCCAAGUUCUUUCCAAAACAACUCCAAUCUAGUUACACUGAAUCUUCGAGAUAACCAUCUAACUGGAAACAUUCCCAAUUGGAUUGGCAGCCUCUCAUCAUUGAGAAUUCUCCUCUUGAAAGCGAAUCAUUUAAGAGGUCAAAUUCCAAUUCAAGUAUGCCUUUUGCAGAAUUUGAACAUUUUGGAUCUUUCCUACAAUAAAUUUUCAGGUCUAAUUCCUCAUUGCUUGAGUAACAUUACUUUUAAUGCAUCUGCCCAUGAUCCUUCUUUAAGUGGUCUAUAUUCAGGGGGAGCUUAUCCAUUGGGUUUGUCAUCAUAUUUGAACACAAAGUCUAUAAUUUUCGAACAUCUGCCUUAUGGUAUAAAUACGUUUGACGGAGUUGUGAAAGAUGAAGAAGAAGCAGAGUUCACAACAAAAACUAGAACUUACUCCUACAAGGGUGACAUCCUCGAGUACAUGUUUGGAAUUGACCUCUCAUGCAACAACCUAGCAGGUAAAAUCCCACUGGAACUCGGUAGGAUGAGCAACAUUCGUGCAUUGAACUUGUCACACAACAAUCUAUCAGGACCAAUCCCAGUAACAUUCUCAAAUCUAAAGCAAAUAGAAAGUCUGGAUCUUUCCUACAACAAUUUGAACGGCAAAAUUCCACCUCAGUUGACCGAAAUGACCUCUCUAGCGGUCUUUAGUGUGGCACACAACAACUUAUUAGGCACAACACCCGACAGAAAAAAUCAAUUCAUUACUUUUGAUGAAAGCAGUUAUGAGGGGAACCCUCUCCUGUGUGGACCUCCAUUACGGAAUAGUUGCACCAAAAUGAGACCACCAUCUACAAUGCCAGUGGAUAAUGAAGGGGAAGAAGGUGAUAUUUUCAUGGACAUGGGUGUCUUCUACAUAAGCUUUGUGGUGGCUUACAUAACAAUCCUGUUCGGAAUUGUUGCAGUUCUUUACAUAAAUCCAUACUGGCGUAGGGCGUGGUUUUACCUCAUUGAAGUGUGUAUUGACACUUGCUACUGUUUUGUUGUGGUUCAUUACCAUAAGUUGUUUGAUUUCAGGCUUGCAUAGCCUUGUAUUGCCCCUAUUUUGUUGUGGUUUAUUACCGUAAGUCGUUUAAUUUCAGAUUUGCAUAACCUUGCAUUUUAA
Quercus lobata is the source of this 3398-nucleotide messenger RNA. RefSeq names its product receptor-like protein 13. The transcript has 7 exons. Gene Ontology annotation, molecular function: protein binding. Lineage: Eukaryota; Viridiplantae; Streptophyta; Magnoliopsida; Fagales; Fagaceae. Bases 114 to 3320 code for a protein of 1068 amino acids. The record is from RefSeq and is a predicted model, not a curated record.